CAUUUUCUUCAUUGACCAAGCGACGUUAUUUUCAAUGCGAAACAUCUCGAAAAGUCACGGAUAUCGAGUCAUUUUAUGUGAAUUCAAACUUAAUAACUUUUUGACAUCGAAGAAAAAUAGUUGCCUGAAUCGGUGCUUACAAUUAUUGCCGUUCCACUCAAUUUACCAAAAAAUAAACGCCCUCGACCCUGGGAUAUGACUUUUUUCUGGAAAUACAGAAUUCGUGUGUUUCUCAAAUUGAAACAGACCCUCCCUCGAGAGUCUUUGUCGAAGGCGCAAAAAAAUAAACAGUGACCUCGAACCAUUCCGGAAUGGAAAUGUCGAGUAACAUCCCUCUCGAGCCUCAGUCGCUGGCUUAUGAAAUAUUAUUUCUCACUCCGCGUCACGUGUUCUUGCGGCGAUAAUCAUGAGAGCUUCUAUUUCACAAUGCAUAAUAACAGCAAUUUUGUUCUUGAAAUAGAUUAAUUAGCGAGGAUACGUUAGUUGUCGUCAAGACGAGUCGAUGAUUCGCGUUCUUCGACUCAUCAAUUCCACUGGAAUGAAUUUCGAGAUUUAUUGUUGGGCAGAAAAUUGGCGAAUGCUGGGUGGCGUAUCUUGCAGUAGCAUCGGUGUCGCCCUCUUCGUAUUAUUGGUUGCGAUUUGUGCUGUCAGCGAAGGAGCGAGGUACCGAGCCAAAUUCCUCGUGUUUAUUGUCCUGUCGGCCAUAGCCGCAACGUGGAGCAUACCGCUGAUGCUCCGCAGGCCAAGGGAUUGGAGGAACGCACUAAUACCAGCAUGGGGCGCCAGACAAAUAGCGAAACUUCUCGGUGUCAACUUCAAGGUUCGUGGGCAGGAAAAUGUCGUCAAGGACACAGGAGCUGUCGUACUGAUAAACCAUCAGAGCGCCAUCGACUUGUGUGUUCUAGCCGAACUUUGGCCAGUACUCGAACGUUGUACAGUCGUUUCCAAGAGGCUAGUUCUCUACUUCGGUACGUUCGGUUUGGCUUGCUGGCUUUGGGGCACGAUAUUCAUCGACAGGAGUAACGUAACCGAAGCACAGGAAACAAUAAACUCGACUGCUGACACGAUCAAUCGUAGGAAGGCAAAAUUGCUGCUCUUCCCAGAAGGCAAACGAUAUAAUGGAACGUCGUUGAUGCCCUUCAAAAAAGGUGCUUUCCACGUUGCUGUCAGAGCACAAACGCCGAUUCAGCCAGUCGUUGUUUCCAAAUAUUAUUUUCUUAAUGAUGAGAAAAAGAAAUUCGAACCAGGCACGAGUUACAUAACGAUUUUGCCUCCGAUCCCGACGAAAGGACUGACAAAAGAAGACAUUCCAACUCUGAUGGAUAAAACUUGGGAGGUGAUGAACUCGACGUUUCAAGAAACUUCGAGGGAGAUUCUUGUCGAUGAAAAAGUUAAAUCCUUAAGCUCGUGAAGAUGUUGAGGAAAGAAAAAGAACGAAAAAUUCUUGACGCUCGUGUCACAUCGCUAUUAAUAAAACGUAAUAUUUAUCAAAUAGUUUAAAUUGAGUAAAAAUAGGAAUAAGCAUGAAAUUAUACACAUGGAGGAUCGAAAUUUGUGCUGUACAUUUGAGGAACGACCGACUGUGAAGAUUUGCUAAAAUUUCAUAGGUGCUCAAACAGAAUAUUGUUUUUAUCUAUAUUUAUAUAUAAUAAAAGUCGCGACAGUGACUCGAGAAAAAUAUAUUUCAAAAAGGGCAACAAAUUAUAGAUUUUCCUGAACGGUCCUUUAAGGGCGGGGUAACGUAAAUUCGGUGAAAAAAAUGUUGACAAUUUUUUUAUACGCUACAGAUAAUACAAAUCUAUUUUAUUGAUUGUGUCACAAUACAGUAUAUGAACAAGAUUCCCUGAAUUUUUAAUACUCGAAUAUCAAUAAUUGACUCAUCAAUGGUAGCAGAGGCACGAGUUAAUUAUUGAUGUUCGGGUUUGUAAAAAAAAGUCUUAAAAUUGGGUCUUUUUUCCACCGAAUAGACGUCACCAUUAAUAGCCAUUAAUAGUAUACGUUCACAUUUCCUCACGUUAUGUCUAAGGAUAUUUUUAUAAAAAUUUUCUACCGCCGUUGAACGAAAACCAUACUCAUAAUGAAAUUUUAGUAUUUAUUCGUUACAAGUGUUAAUAUUCUUAUUAAUUUUUAUUUUGAAAAAAAUCAUGUCAUGUUCAUGAAAAAUGAAACGAAAAUUCGAAUAAAAAUGUAAGACAAAAUUUGA
Venturia canescens is the source of this 2203-nucleotide messenger RNA. RefSeq names its product 1-Acylglycerol-3-phosphate O-acyltransferase 2 (gene Agpat2). Gene Ontology annotation, molecular function: 1-acylglycerol-3-phosphate O-acyltransferase activity. Gene Ontology annotation, biological process: phosphatidic acid biosynthetic process. The record is from RefSeq and is a predicted model, not a curated record. The transcript has 7 exons. Gene Ontology annotation, cellular component: endoplasmic reticulum; membrane. Lineage: Eukaryota; Metazoa; Arthropoda; Insecta; Hymenoptera; Ichneumonidae. The coding region runs from base 503 to 1411 and encodes 302 amino acids.